GUCAUUCAAAAUCGGUCAUGGUAUCUAAACAUUGAAACACAUAGUCAAAGCAAUUAAUCGGUCGCGGUCUUGACACCCCUUUGCAAGAAGAAAAAAUAAACUCAUCUCUCAUUCACGGCCAAAGUGUCCACUGUGUAUUAACAGCUGUUUGGAUUUAUAGUGAGUGAAUAUUAUCUCUCUCAGUUCAUCGAAAUCAUUCAGUGUUCAUAUUCAUAACUCAAUUCAUGGUGUGUUUUUUUUUUAAUCCAACCGAACUUUGGAGUGUAAAAGAACGGAAGAAAGAAAUGAAAAUCAGCAUAAUUUUUCGAUCAGACACAUUCGAGGCGUGAAAUUAUCAUAAAAUACAUUAAUACUUGUUCCGUGAUCGUGUUAAAAUAUCGCACUCGACUCAAAUGAAAAAGAAAACCCAUUGCAUUUUAUGAUUAAUUCAUGAAAUUCAACACUAUCACAGUGAAAUAUCGCGUAGCCGUGAAUUGUUUUGAUCAAGAACCAGAAUACAAGACAGAAACGCAGCAAUACACAUAAAGCGUGAGAAAGAGACAGUCAAUCAAGUGAAACCGACAACGCGUGCAUUCGCGUGUUGCAUGUAAAGACACUCCGUUUGUAUAGCAAGUGCAGCAAAAGCAGCGAAGUGAAUGUCAUCGAUACUGAAAAUUCGUUCACCGGUGCAAAUGAGUGUGUUGCACUGAAAAUAAAUCGAAAGUGAAUUAUGAAAUGUGAAGUGCAUUUAAUGUGAAUUUCUUUUGAUUGUAUAUGUGUAUGUUGGUGUAUAUACGCGGUUAGGUUGUGUUAUGGAAGAAAAGCUCAUCAUCAGCUAAGCAGUAGCACACAGAAAAUACUGAAUUCCCGAUUGAGUGUGUGCCAUACGAAACGACGUCGCUCGUGUUCCAAUGUGUACGUGAUCCAAAAAGAUAGCGAUAAAGAAAUAUAUAUAUAUAUCGACAGCAAGUCAUAUGAAAAACACUUCCCAGAGUCUACAUAUAUCUCGAAUGGAAAAGUUUGUAUUAGACAGAGCGCGAGAAAGAACGAGGGGAAAGACUGUGCGCACAUAGUGGAUAUCGAACUCAUUUUUCUCGCGCUCAGCUACUAAACCGUUUGUUAUAAUUCGGGUGUUCUAUUCCCCAGGUUGUGUGUAUACAAACAACAUUGUGUGUGUUUUCUUUAUUUUUGCAUCGCAGCAAUCUUUUGUAAUGUUUAUGCGAGCACCGCGCCAGAUAUUCUCUCUUUCUCAUCCAUUAGAUUGGUGACGACAUAAUUGAAUUAUUUCCAUGCAAAUUUUGUCACUUUUCACACAGAAAAAAACGAAUACAUCACAGUAUCGAGCAAUAGUCUAGAGGUCGAACGACGCACAUCUAUCGCACAUCAUAAACAAAUCUCAACACAAAACAAACUCUCGCGGAAAACGACUGAAUUGCAAUAAUAAUUUCUUCUCUGCUGUAUUCCUGUGUAUAAUGCAUACAUAAUUGCACACGGGAACGUGAACUGUACUGUGUGGUCGCGCUGCUCUGCUUUACAAACGAAACAAAAGAAAUAUGAUUUGCUAGGAAGCGAAAUUGUGGAUUUUUUUUUUGCACGCUCGCUUGCGCUCGCUUUGUCGCACACCAACUAACUUGAGUAUUCUAUAAUAUGAGUGUAUGCGUAUAAGGUACGAUACAUGUACAUUAUUUGCUUAGCAAAAUUAUCAAUGUGUUUGCCAUUCACAACAACAACAGAGAAGAGACGAAACGAAGAAUGAAAACAACAACAGCAUAGAAUAGCCAUUGAAUCGAAGUGAAAAUCGACGUAUUCUUUCUCUCUAAUUGAAUUACACACCGAUCGAAAAUCAAUCAACUACAUAAUACAAACAAAUUGUCAGCACUGAACUGCAACUCUGCAUACGGAGACUGGAAGCCAGCAAGCAUAUAGGCCGCGCGCACGAAAUAAAACGAGAGCGAAUAAGAGAGAAUUGCUCUUGCAGAGCGAAUAGUUGUUUUUUUUAUGGUUGUUUCCCGUCAUUGACAUUACACUCUGAUGAAGUGAGUGCAUUUUGUGAUAUAAAUUAGAACCAUUAAGUGAUUUUGUGUUUGUGUGUGCUUUUUUUCGCGUGUGCUGAGGCCAAGAAACAAACAACGUUUAACGCACCCACGACAUCAAAUUAGUAUAAAAGUUUCGUCCGCAUAGGACCGAGAACAUCCAUAUAUCCGAUUCAUUAAAUUCAAUUAAUUUGUACUAAUUAACACCAUUCAAGUGGCAAGGAUAUCUACAAAUCAAUACAGUAAAACAAAACAACAAACAAUAAACAUUUCAUUUACGAACGAUAACAUUUCGCUUUUUAAACUAUUGUACUCAGAGCUAGGUGAUAUUUGGUCUUUUGUUCAAUUGAUUUUUUCUUUGGCUUAAAAUCAAGUAGCCAAGAUUUGGAGGCGAGAAAGAAAAAUUAGAAUUUUGUGAGUGACAAACAGUUGCAGUGCACGAGAGAGAUAUUCAAUAUCAACAUGGCUGAUUUAAGACGUAGAAAACCCGAUGACGAUAGUGGAAAACAGGUUGAUGACGAUAAUUUUAGUGCAUCCAAAGCGGGCGGUGAUGCAGCCAAUGGCAGCGAUGAUGAACAACCGCAUCAUAAAAAACCAAGUGGUUUAACUACAGCUGACUCCUCUGAUCAUGUUGACUCGGAGGAAGAACGACUGCCCGACGAGAAAUAUGUAAAAGAUUUGGCCAAAAAACUGCCACAGGGAACGGACAAAACGCCCGAAGUACUGGAAGAAGCGUUGAAGGGUCUACCAGACAAAUGGAAGAAUUACAUCAUUCGUGGAAUAUUCACGUUUAUCAUGAUAAUGGGAUUCUGUCUAAUCAUCUACGGUGGUCCCUUGGCACUAAUGAUAACGACACUUCUGGUGCAAGUAAAAUGCUUCGAAGAGAUCAUUUCGAUUGGAUACCAAGUGUAUCGCAUCCAUGGUUUGCCAUGGUUCCGAAGCCUUUCAUGGUAUUUCCUGCUCACGUCCAAUUACUUUUUCUACGGGGAAAAUCUAGUGGAUUACUAUAGUGUGGUGGUGAAUCGUGUUGAUACACUACGAUUUCUGGUCACCUAUCAUCGAUUCCUUUCGUUCACUCUGUACUGCAUUGGUUUCGUUUGGUUUGUGUUGUCGCUAGUCAAAAAAUACUAUAUGAAACAAUUCAGUUUGUUUGCAUGGACUCAUGUCGCCCUGUUGAUUGUCGUGACACAGAGCUAUUUAAUAAUCCAGAACAUAUUUGAAGGUUUGAUUUGGUUCAUUGUACCGGUGUCGAUGAUUGUGUGCAACGAUGUGAUGGCAUAUUUGUUUGGAUUUUUCUUCGGUCGUACGCCAUUGAUUAAGCUCAGCCCGAAGAAAACGUGGGAAGGAUUCAUUGGCGGUGGUUUUGCUACUGUCAUAUUUGGUGUCGUUUUCUCGUAUCUCCUGUGUCAAUAUCAAUUUUUCAUAUGCCCAAUUGAAUACAAUGAGGCGGCCGGCCGCAUGGGCAUGGAAUGUGAACCAAGCUACUUAUUCAGACCACAAGAGUACUCGUUGUCAAUGUUCAAAAUCAACAAAACACUUACCAUCUAUCCAUUCCUAUUGCACUCAUUGUCCAUGAGCGUAUUCAGUUCAGUGAUUGGACCAUUCGGUGGCUUCUUUGCUUCCGGAUUCAAACGAGCUUUCAAGAUCAAAGAUUUUGGUGAUAUGAUUCCAGGCCAUGGUGGUAUUAUGGAUCGAUUCGACUGUCAAUUUUUGAUGGCAACAUUUGUGAACGUUUACAUUUCCAGCUUUAUACGCACCGCUUCACCAGCAAAACUUCUGCAACAGAUCUACAAUUUGAAGCCGGAACAACAGCUUCAGCUCUACAAUUCACUUCGUGACUCUCUUCAAAAUCGAAGCAUCUUAGAUUAAAUUAAAUUGUAAACACUCAAAGUACCUAAGCUCUAACCCUAAAAAGCAGUCAACCAGAAAUGUGGAUUGAGUUCAUGGCCAGAAUUGGUUGACUAUCGAUGUCUUAGCAUGAAAUUAGAAGUUUAAUGAUGAAUUUCUAAAAGACUCAUAAAUUCAUAUUCACCAUCUCCCUGUGGUGUUCUUCUCCUUCUUCAGUUAAUUGUUUUCAUUUAAUGAAAUGGACAAAAAAAAAAAUGCGUAACAUAAAUGUUCUUUACAGCAAGAAUCCCAGUAGAUAAUGAAAAUGGAUGUUAGUUUUACUCCUCCCCCAAGGUUAUCAUUAUAAAUGUUAUGAGUAUGUUCCAUUUUGAUGUUCAGACUGUGUCAAACCGAACAAAACAACAACAACAACAAAAAGAGAAGAAAAAACAAAAACCAUAAAACAUUAACUCAUAGCACGUGAACAAGAACAUAUUUUGAGACAUACAAUCCAAAUAUCAAUCAAAUGGAGAAGAAAAACAACAAUCAAUUGAAACAUUCAGAGUAAAUCUGAAUAGACAUUUGAAUGAACUAAACAAAAUACACACACACAUACCUAUUUCUAGUCAUAUGCAAACCGAACUAAUGUUAAAUCUCUACUAUUUAUUAAAUGGAAAUAAUUGAGAAAGCAUAUUUAUAUUUAGCAAAACAAUAUGUAUUUAAUAUUAGAAGAAAAAAACAAACAAAGAAAACUUAAUUAAACUCAAGAAACAUCUGAAAAUAUUGUGUAACGGCUAAGAUGUGUUAAUCAAAAGAAAUGCAGGACAAAAAAACAUGAAAAUACGCCGAAUUGCAAUCCAAAUGAAUGUUUAUUCGAAAACACAUGAUACAUGAUACAUGAAGUUUAAAUGAUUAAAUGCGACGAAAAAGAACCCAAAUAAAUGUGCAACUGCAACCGUUAUCAUCGUCAAACAAUCAUUUGUCACGCGCUAUCUGCAGCAAAUGGAUUGAUUAAUUGAUGUAAUUAUCAUUUGAAUAUUCGUGUGUGGGUAUCGAAUUAAAUGUCUGGCACUGGAGUUGUGUGUACGCGCGGUAAAAUGUUUGUGAGCUUUGAAAAUUAGCAUAUAUUUGCAUACGAUAAUCGUUGUGAAAUAUCCAAAAUAAAUAGCAAACAAAUCUCCCGUUUCGACCUCAUGAAAAGCGAACAAAACACAACAAAACUUUUGCCGUAUUUCGUGCAUUUAACGGGAUUCCAGUGAUUCAAACAAACAAAAAAUACUGCAGAACAAACGUGUAAAUUUCCGCCAAAAAAGAGAAAUCGUUGCAAAAAUGUGUUGUUUGCCAACAAUGUGGGAACGUUGUUUUUUUAUACGAACUUAUUUUCUAUCCAACUAUGUAUUUAAUACAACAAGAACUAUUCGACUGAUGCACGCCGAUGCCAAAUUAGAAAUUCUUAUGGCAAAACAAAAACCAAAACAACCAAAUAAUCUAAAUUCGAAAAUCCCGACGAAAAACAAAAACACACACACAUAUUGUUAAUUUGUAUCGCUCCAUCAGAUUUUACAUUCAGAUUUUCCAAUGGACAAAAAUUGCCAAUCACCAAUUGAAAUGAUGUCCUUUUUUUGCUGGUUUCAUUUUAAGUAUACAUUUAAGUUUUCAAAAAUUUAAUAUAUAUAUUUUUUAGCAUUAAUUAACCAAAAAAGGAAAUUAAAAUAAACGAACACGUGAGGAACAAAUAAACACACACUCACACACACAGUCGGUUACCGCUAGUUAAAGAAACAACUUUCAAGUUAUGUUGAAAAUUAUAAACGUGUUUUGAAUUUGGAACAAAUGUGUAGCUAAUCAGUUUUAUUGGUAGGAAUAAUUUGUUUAUUUUUUUGUGUGUGUUAAUUGGAUGUAAAGAAACAUGUCAUUGAGCGGCUGAAAGAAGUGGUCGAUUGAAUAAGACGAACAAGAGAGAAUUCUCUCUUCAAGAAACAAAGUACGUAAAUGUAGUGAGUCCCCGCUAUUGAGGGCGGUAAAUGUGUACAUCAUCAAGAUCAUUGAUUCUCAAUACUUAAACAUCAAUGGUAGUCUUCGAUUGCCACACAUACACAUACGGACAUCAUUCAAUUAGUUCAUUCCAAUGGUGUGGAGAUCUUUGAAAAAGAUCACUCUCACCGCCUAUAUAACUACAGUCAGAAUAAGAUGGAAAACAACUAUAAAUGGUUUUUUUUUAGGUUUUGUUUUUCGCUUCUUUGGUUAGAUUUAAUUUUGUGUAAGCUUUAUUUAAAACAUUAAGCAAAAUAUUUAAGCGCGUCAACAAAUAUUUUGUGCAAUUUAAUAAAUUUUUAUUUCGUUAUACAGAUUUAAAUUCGCAUCUUUCUUUCAUUGAUCUCUUAUUACUUGAGUUGAUUUAUUCGAAUUGAAUAAUUUUUUCCUCUUUUUUCAUUGUGCGAAGCAUAAUCAAAAAUUUUGCUAGCGAAUUUUUGAUUUUAAAUGUUAUUUUCUUGACAUUUUGUCUUUAUAUUAAAUAUUAUUUAGCGAUUUCAUUGUUUUACAGAAGAGAUUUAUCUUGAAGUGUCAUUCAAGAGGUUGAUUUCAUUUGAAAUCAGUAUAAAUAAUUAUUCCGCCGCAUAACAAUAUUGGACAAUGUAACCAAUGAAUCCAGGUUCGAUGCGGUUGACCCGGAGUGCAACUUUCAAUAAAUCUUUCGAACAAAAUCUACUUCAGUCUAAUCCACAUCACUUCAGCUACUUCAUUGAAUUCCUUUCGUAGAGAAUGUUCAUUUAUUUAACAAACGAUAAAUCUUUAUACUUUAUAAAAAAAAUUCGGCUACUCUAAGAGGAACACAUACGAUAUUAAUCAAAAUUACUUGAAUUAUUUGCCAUAAAUUAUUAUCAUUCUACGUUACGCAUUGUAAAUUUAACACACAACAUAUUUUGAACAUUCAAAAAUAAAACAAAUGAUUAAAUGUCAUGUGAACCAACAAUUUGAUGCCCCUAUUUAUGAAUACAAACCAAUAAAUAUUCAAUACAAUUGUAUUAGAUUUGAUGACCCACAAUAAAAACAAAACAAAACAAAUCACAAGUUUCAA
This is a messenger RNA of Sitodiplosis mosellana (orange wheat blossom midge), 6918 nucleotides long. RefSeq names its product phosphatidate cytidylyltransferase, photoreceptor-specific (gene Cds). NCBI's taxonomy places the organism in Eukaryota, Metazoa, Arthropoda, Insecta, Diptera, Cecidomyiidae. Bases 2475 to 3881 code for a protein of 468 amino acids. The record is from RefSeq and is a predicted model, not a curated record. Gene Ontology annotation, cellular component: endoplasmic reticulum membrane. The transcript has 10 exons. Gene Ontology annotation, molecular function: phosphatidate cytidylyltransferase activity.